This is a messenger RNA of Striga hermonthica, 1209 nucleotides long. Lineage: Eukaryota; Viridiplantae; Streptophyta; Magnoliopsida; Lamiales; Orobanchaceae. The record is from the annotation of a GenBank genome assembly.
AUGGCAGUGAAAAGAGACGAUCUUGCUCGAGAAAAGGACGGCAACGACUUCGGAGACGGAGUUUCAUGGACUCGGGGCCCUCUGUUGGGGAAAGGCGCUUUCGGCCGCGUUUACAAGGCAACUCUCCGAGACGGCCGCUCGGAAAACAGCUGCCUCCCGCCUGAGCUGGCCGUGAAAUCCGCCGAAGUUUCAUAUUCCGACACGCUACAGAAGGAGAAGCAAAUCAUGAUCCUCAUGGCCGCGUGCUCCAACAUAGUCCGGUGCUAUGGGGACGAGGUGACUCAGGGCGACUCUGCCACGACUGCGUAUAAUCUACUGCUCGAGUAUGCUGCCGGUGGAACCCUGGCUGACCGGAUUGAUAAUUUAGGCAGCCGAGGGCUGCCGAUAAUCGAGGUGAAGAUGCACACACGGUCCCUUCUCAGAGGCUUGUACCACAUUCACGGGUCUGGUUACGUCCACUGUGAUCUAAAGCCGAGUAACAUUCUACUCGUGCCAAGAAACCGAAAAUUCAGGGCGACUAGCACCGAGUUCACAGCAAAAAUCGGGGAUUUUGGGCUCGCAAAGAGGGCAAAACGGUCUAAUUGCAAGAAGAGGAAACUUGGGGAGGAGGUUUGUCGCUGGAGGGGCACGCCUAUGUACCUGUCCCCUGAAGCCGUGACAGGGGACGAGCAAGAGGCCGUUUCUGAUAUUUGGGCGCUCGGUUGUGUCGUGCUUCAGAUGCUGACCGGUAAGGCACCGUGGGAAGGGAGGAGCGCGGAGGAAAUUCUGGAAACAAUAGGGUCCGGAUUGGAUAUUCCAAAAGUUCCCAGCAAGGUACCAAAGGACGCGCGUCAUUUUCUCAGGUGUUGUUUCGAGAGGAACCCUUUGUACAGGCUGACGGCCGAGCUGCUUUUGGAACACCCGUUUCUCGAUGGUUUGGGUAGUGACUUUGAUUAUUAUGUGGACGAGUUUGACGAUAGUGAGUCUGUGUUGUUGGAUUCGGGGAGUGAUGUGGAUGACAGCUCAUGUUCCGACGAAUCAUCGGAGUCAUUUUCUUGCGGGCAUGAGGAGGAUGCGGACGGGUCGGAUGACGAGCAGCCGAGCUGUUCGGAGUUUGAAAACGAUGUGCCUUCGCGAGGGGAGUGGGGAUACAAACGGCAUUGUCCGGUUGGUAAUUUUAAAAAGAGUAGUUUUCAUGCAGUGAAUGUGAUGAGAUUGCUUGUAAAUUGA